Molecule: messenger RNA, 2112 nt
Organism: Brachypodium distachyon (stiff brome)
Lineage: Eukaryota; Viridiplantae; Streptophyta; Magnoliopsida; Poales; Poaceae
Exons: 4
Coding region: 1-2112 (703 amino acids)
Source: RefSeq, a predicted model, not a curated record
AUGGAGCUUAUUAUGCAGCGUGCCCGUGUUCGUGAAGAUGCCGAACAAACCAUGCAGCGUUUCCUUUCUGGUCUGAACUUCAAUGUCAAGCGCAUUGUCCGGCAUUACCAAUACCAUGAUAUCACGGAGUUGCUACAUCAAGCACAUGAAGCGGAGGCUCAGUUGGCGGAGGAUGCGAAGUUUGCUGCACGUACUACCGCUGCCAAGGGUCGUUUUACCCCACGGACAGCGAGCAGCGCGUCUACCCCUAGUACGGCAUUCGGGUCAUGUGGCACUUUCAAUACCAAGCUCGAGGCUGCUGUUUCUAAUGCCAAGAAGCCGGUGCAGCCCGCUGCUAGUUCUGUAUCGUCCUCUAGUUCUACCGCCCACAACAGGGAUAUCAUUUGCCAUACCUGCCGCGGACGAGGCCAUAUCCAGCGAGAUUAUCCAAACAAGAGGAUUAUGCUUGUGAAUGAAGAAACCGGUGAAUAUGAGUCCGGUGAUGAGGUUGAUGACGAAGAUGAGGAGGAUUUCCAUGCUACUGUUUAUGCUGAUGCUACACAUCUUCCAACCAUAGUUUGUACGCCGAAAGUUUUGAGUGUGGUACCUAGCUCGGCCGAGGAGCAGCGCUGCAAUUUGUUUCAAACCAAGGCCGUUGUGGGACACGACAAGGCGUGCAAGGUGAUUAUAGAUGGAAGAAGUUGUCACAAUCUAGCUAGUAAAGAGCUUUGCACGAAACUGAAGUUGAAGUAUUUCCCGCACCCCAAUCCAUACUAUAUUCAGUGGCUUAGUGAUCACGGUGAGAUGAAGAUUAGCCACAUGGUGCGUGUUGAGUUUCAGAUUGGACCAUAUAAGGACACCGUUGAGUGUGAUGUGGUUCCAAUGACCGUGUGUCAUUUGCUGUUGGGACGGCCGUGGCAAUCCGAUAGAGAUGUUCGUCACAAUGGGAGAGCUAAAGUAAAUCGUGAGAAUGAGCGUGAGAGAUUAGAUAGGCGAGCGACUCCAUUUUCGGUGAGUGAGUGCCACAAGUCAAAUUUGAGUGGUGUCCUUCUUUCUACUAACGAGAUAACCCCGCUGCCUAUUAGUGUUUCUCAUGUUUUGCAGGAAUUCAACGAUGUGUUUCCGGAUGAGGUCCCCGAUGGUUUGCAACCAUUGCGAGGGAUUGAGCAUCAAAUUGACUUGAUUCCAGGAGCGUCGCUGCCCAAUUGUCCACCAUACCGUACGAACCCCGACGAGACGAAGGAAAUUCAUAAACAAGUACAAGCGCUUCUCGACAAAGGUUAUAUUCGCGUAAGCUUAAGUCCUUGUGUUGUUCCUGUUAUUUUAGUGCCUAAGAAAGAUGGUACUUGGCGCAUGUGUGUAGAUUGUAGAGCGAUUAAUAACAUCACCAUUCGAUAUCGUCAUCCUAUUCCGCGUUUAGAAGAUAUGUUAGACGAAUUGAGUGGUGCUGCUAUAUUCUCUAAAAUAUAUUUGCGUAGUGGAUACCAGAUGAAAGAAGGGGAUGAGUGGAAAACAGCCUUUAAAACUAAAUUCGGUUUAUAUGAGUGGUUAGUCAUGCCUUUUGGGUUAACUAAUGCACCUAGUACUUUCAUGCGUUUAAUGAAUCAUGUUUUAAGGGUCAUUUUCUUGGGUUAUGUUGUUUCUGCCCAUGGGGUUGAGGUUGAUGAAUCUAAAAUUGAAUCAAUUAAAACUUGGCCUACUCCUGUCAAUUAUUUGAAAGGCCAAGCUAAGUUGAACCGACGACAUGCUAAGUGGGUGGAAUUUAUUGAAUCUUUUCCUUACAUUAUUAAGCAUAAAAAGGGUAAAGAAAACGUGGUUGCUAAUGCUCUUUCUAGGAAAGUUGUGCUUUUGAGUCAAUUGGAUGUUAAAGUUCCUGGAUUAGAGAGUUUACGUAAUUUAUAUAUUUCUGAUCGUGACUUUGCUGCACCUUUUAAUCUUUGUAAGGAUGGGAAAGGAUGGGAUAAGUUUCACAUACAUGAUGCGUUUUUGUUUCGAGCUAACAAACUUUGUGUACCCGAGUCGUCCGUGCGUUUGUUAUUGCUGCAGGAAUCACAUGCCGGCGGCUUGAUGUGUCACUUUGGACGUGAAAAGACUUUGCUUAUGCUUAAGAGAAUUUUUAUUGGCCAAAGAUGA